Molecule: messenger RNA, 1059 nt
Organism: Blepharisma stoltei
Lineage: Eukaryota; Ciliophora; Heterotrichea; Heterotrichida; Blepharismidae
Source: the annotation of a GenBank genome assembly
AUGGGAGAAACAGCUGAAGAAAUUUUAAACUCUUUUCACAUAAGCCCAAGGUACACUGCAGAAAAAAUCAUAGGCUAUGGGGCUUAUGGCACAGUAAUCCAAGCCCGUGACACUGAAAAAGAUGAAGCUGUAGCAAUAAAAAAACUGAACAAAAUCGAAGACGUGAUUGACGCCAAGCGAAACCUUCGAGAAAUCAAAGCUAUGCGGCUGCUUAGGCAUGAUGGUAUAUUAGGGCUGAAGCGGGUUAUACACAUCCACGCUGACCCUUCUGAGCUUGGCGAAAUCUACAUCAUCACUCCUCUUAUGGAAACUGAUCUGCAUAGGAUUCUUAAGUCAGACCAAGAGCUCACCAAUGACCAUGCCCAGUAUUUUAUCUAUUACAUCCUAAGAGCACUGAAGUUUAUCCAUAGCGCUAAUAUUGUUCACAGAGACAUAAAGCCCAGCAAUAUCCUUGUAAAUGCUGACUGCUCUAUCAAGAUUUGUGACUUCGGGCUCAGUCGACAAAUAAACUCAAGCUUGGAAGACCUGACUGAAUACGUGGUCACUAGGUUUUAUAGAGCUCCAGAAAUCAUGCUUUCUUCUCACAAUUAUACAAAAGCAGUCGAUAUUUGGAGCGUAGGCUGCACAUUUGGCGAGAUUUUAGGGAGGAGAGUUCUGUUCCCGGGGCAGAAUUAUAUAAAACAGAUAGAUUUGAUUAUAAAAACCCUUGGGACACCUGAUGAAGCUGAUUUAGAGUUCAUUGCAAAUGACCAUGCGAGGAAAUUUGUGAAGUCGCUCGACAAACAUGUGAAACAGCCACUACAAAAUAUCAUAAACCCUGAAGCCCCUCCAGAAGCUAUUGACUUAUUAGAAAAACUGCUGGCAUUCAACCCAAGCCAGAGACUCACUGUAGAAGAAGCGCUAAGACACCCAUAUCUCGCAGAUUUGCAUGACUCUGACGAAGAGCCAGUUUCUCAAGAAACCAUUGCGUUUGAGUUUGAAGAUGCCGAGCUCUCAUUUGACCAAAUGAAAGCUUUACUGCUAGAAGAGCUCGAAAUCUCUUCGCAAUUAGAUGAUUAA